AUGGCUGGAGCUAGACUUUUGGCCGGGCUCACUUCCCCGUGGUCCGUCGGAUUUUCCAGUUUUGGCUUGGCUUAUGGAGCCUAUCAUAUUUGGGAGUUAGUCUUGAGGAAUAAAAUUUGAAUUUUUUAAAUUCGGUUUUUUAGCUCGACACAAUCUGGAUCGAAAUAUGAUUUGCAUGAAGAUUUGACCGGGAAAACGUAUAUUGUGACUGGAGCAACUUCAGGAAUCGGACAGGUAUGGGGAUUUUUUGGAUUUUUGAAAACAUUAUCCUCAGAAAUUCAAAAGAAGUUUUUUCAAAGCAAAACUUUCCACUGUUUCAAAAAUUGAUUAAUUUUUUGAAAUAAAAAAUUAGAAAAAAUGUGGUGAAAAGGCCAAACAUUUUUCCGCUAAAAUGUUGAUUGCAGGAAAAAACUAUAAGUCACGAAAUUUUCAUUCUGAAAACCCCCAAAAUCGUAAAUUUUGCAGUCGACCGCUGAAGAACUUGCAAAACGAAAUGCUCGUGUAAUCAUGGCUUGUAGAAAUCGUGAAAAAUGUGUACAAGUUCGUCGAGAUAUUGUUCUAAACACAAGAAAUAAACAAGUCUAUUGUCGACAAUGUGAUUUAGAAGAUUUCGAUAGUAUUCGAACAUUUGUGCAAAAAUUGAGUAAAGGAAAAUUCGAAUUGGAUCGAAUCGAUGGAAUUGUUCAUAAUGCGGCUAUGAUGAGCAAUGAAAGAAAAGUGAAUAAAGAGGGAAUUGAGAAAACAAUUGCGACAAAUCAUUUAGGAUCAUUUUUAUUGACUGGUUUAUUAAUGGAUAAAUUGUUGGAGCAGACGAAUCCGGUUCGAAUUGUAUUUUUGAAUAGUAAUAUUAUCGACAGAAAAUGCGAUUUGAAAUUGGAGGAUUUGAAUUCGGAACAUGCGAAAAAGUUUGAUGGAUAUGAAGUUUAUAAACACAGUAAAUUGGCAUCAGCCAUUUUUUCGAAAGAAUUAUCUGAAAGAGUUAAAGGUUUGUGAAUAAAUAUGAAGAAAAAACGACUUCUAAAAUUCUUUGAAUUUACAGACACAAACAUCUCAGUAAUCGUAGCCGAUCCGGGCCGAACAAAAUCCAAUUUAUCAGCUCAAAUGGACGGCCAAACCUUUUUCCUCAGUCGCUGGUUGUUGAAAAUUGUCAGUUUCGGAAUGGGCGAAAGACGAACCGAAAAAGCAGUUCGACCUGUUUUGUAUGCACUUUGUGAUCCGGAAACUAAAGAUGAAAAUGGCCUGUUUAUUGAGUGGGUUUUUUCUAGAUUUGGAAUUUUUUAGCCCAAAAUUUUGGACCUAACUAGUUGUAAAUUCCAGUCGCGAGCGACAUACUCAACCAUGGAGUGAGAUUGUGUUGAAUGAGGAAUCGAGAAAGAAUUUAUGGAAUGUCAGUGUUUCUUGGUCGAGAUUGGCGCAACAUUUGCAAAAGGUAUGCGGAACUAAAAACCAUGUUCAUUUUUUUUUCAAAAUUCAAAUAUUUUCCAGCUCCGCGAAGAUAUUGGCGACGCUGCCAUUCAAAUGUCCGAAACACCAACCGUCCAAAAUUCGGCUUCAGGAAAAUCGUGGAAAACUUUGUGGUUGUGGUAA
Messenger RNA from Caenorhabditis angaria, 1587 nucleotides. The record is from the annotation of a GenBank genome assembly. NCBI's taxonomy places the organism in Eukaryota, Metazoa, Nematoda, Chromadorea, Rhabditida, Rhabditidae.